Messenger RNA from Solanum dulcamara, 977 nucleotides. Its product is annotated as endochitinase EP3. Gene Ontology annotation, molecular function: chitin binding; chitinase activity. Gene Ontology annotation, biological process: cell wall macromolecule catabolic process; carbohydrate metabolic process; chitin catabolic process. Lineage: Eukaryota; Viridiplantae; Streptophyta; Magnoliopsida; Solanales; Solanaceae. The transcript is spliced from 2 exons. The record is from RefSeq and is a predicted model, not a curated record. The coding region runs from base 11 to 844 and encodes 277 amino acids.
CUCAAUAAAAAUGAACUUCUCUUCAUCAAAAAUAUAUUUCUUUCUCUUUUUCACAUUAGCUAUAGCAUCAAGACUAAUCUUGGCACAAAAUUGUGGUUGUUCAUCAGAUUUGUGUUGUAGUAAAUGGGGUUAUUGUGGAAAUGGAAAUGAUUAUUGUGGUGAAGGGUGUCAAGGAGGACCUUGUUUUAGUACUAAUACUCCAACCAAUAAUAAUAAUAAUGAAAUAUCAGUUUCUGAUGUUGUAACUGAUGCAUUCUUUAAUGGAAUAGCUGAUCAAGCUGCUUCUAAUUGUGAAGGAAAAGGAUUUUAUACAAGGGAUAAGUUCUUUGAAGCUCUUAAAGAUUAUACUAAUUUUGGAACUGUUGGUUCUACUGAUGAUUCUAAGCGUGAAAUUGCUGCUUUCUUUGCUCAUGUUACUCAUGAAACUGGACAUAUGUGCUACAUAAAUGAGAUAAAUGGUCCAUCAGGUGACUAUUGUGAAGAGACCAACACAGAGUACCCUUGUGUGUCAGGCAAAAACUACUAUGGUCGAGGACCAAUACAACUAUCAUGGAACUUCAACUAUGGUCCUGCUGGAAAAUCAAUUGGAUUUGAUGGAUUAAAUGAUCCAGACAUAGUAGGAAGGGAUGGUGUUAUUUCAUUCAAGACAGCCUUAUGGUAUUGGAUGAACAAUUGUCAUUCUUUAAUUACUUCUGGACAAGGAUUUGGCCCAACUAUUAGAGCUAUUAAUGGUCAGAUUGAAUGUGAUGGUGGUAAUCCUCAAACUGUUGCUAGAAGGGUUGAGUAUUAUACUCAAUAUUGUCAACAGCUUGGUGUUGACACUGGGGAUAAUCUCACUUGUUAAUUAACAAGUUGGAAUAUACAUUUUACUUACAAUAUAUAUGUUAUGAAAAUUGAAUAAGAGUUCAUUAUACUUGAACUUUUGGCCAACAUUGUAUUUUUACACUAUAUUGAUAUGAAAAAAAUUGCAAUUUAUA